CUCUCUCUCUCUGUGUCUGAAAGUCUUUCCUCAACGGCCGAUAUUUGGUGAAGGAGAAGACAACCAUAUCCAUCCUCACCCCCCACAACCCAAAACCCCUUCUUCCCUCCUCCCUCACUCUGCAUUGACUGUGCAACCCUUUUGCUUGUACCACUCUGCCGCACUCCGAAGCAUCCAAGAACUCAGCUUGAGCCCCGGGAAAGAUGAGAGCCUUCUGCGCGGUUCGGUCCUCUGAGCUCUCCCUCCUUCGGUCAGCUUUCAACUCGCGGAUUCAAAAUGCAUUUCUGUUCGACUCGAAGCAUGAAGUAUCCAUUUGGUUGUGCUUCAAAAGAUCACAGCUUUUGUUGCCAGCAAAAUCUUUCUCUUGCCGAGCAAAGUAUGCUGCUGAUUCUGGGGUAGAUGGAUCUUUAAGUUUACGGGUGGUCUCUCCAACCUUGUUAGCGGCAGAAAAGGAAGAAGCGAAGGCUGUCUUGACCUUGUUCCUGAAGAAACAAGGGCUUAGCAACACAGUAGCUGCUAGAACCAUUAACAAGUCCGACCUUUUCAUCGAGCACCUCGUCUCAAGGCUCCAUGCCAUUCACAAAUCUCGAUACCUAGUAGGAAGGGAGCUCACAACGCUUGAGAUUAGGGAGGCUUUAAGUCCUUACCUUGAAUCUCUCCUCAAGGAGCACGGGAACAUUCUUGUGGAUGUCGUGGAGAAAUUCCCAGAUCCACCAGUGAGAAAGAAUCCAGUACCACCUGCCCCAGUCUCACCGACUGAAUUGACACCUCUUAACUGCAAGAAGCAGAAGGCUGUGUCUCUGGUGUCCAAGGCAGGUCCCACUGGGAAGCUACGCCCAAAUGUCAUCUAUCUCAUGGAGGAGGUUGGAAUGAACCUUGAUCAAAUCAAAGGAAUCACGCGGAGAUUCCCAGCAUUCGUCUACUACAGUGUCGAGGGCAAGAUCAAGCCCGUCGUGGAGUUCCUCCUCGACCUUGGGGUCCCCAAGUCUGAUAUCCCUGUGAUCCUCAAUAAACGUCCCCAGUUGUGUGGGAUCAGCCUCUCAGAUAAUUUAAUACCAGCAAUGACAUACCUCGAGAAGCUAGGUGUAGACAAGAAAAAAUGGGCGAAGGUAAUUUACCGAUUUCCUGCACUCCUCACCUACAGUCGGUCAAAGAUCAUGGCCACAAUCGAUUUCCUUUAUGAGAUGGGCCUUUCACCGGAAAGUGUUGGUAAGAUUUUGACCAGGUGCCCAAACAUCAUUAGCUACAACGUGGAGGAUAAGCUGAGGCCAACAGCUAAUUAUUUCCGCAUGAUGGGGGUUGAUGUAUCAGUCCUUCUUCACAGGUCCCCACAGACUUUUGGGCUCAGCAUCGAGGCAAACUUGAAGCCCGUCACAGAGUUCUUCUUGGAGAAAGGAUACAGCAUAGAGGAGGUCAAGACGAUGGUGUCACGGUAUGGGGUUCUAUAUACCUUUAGUUUGACCGAGAACUUGGUCCCUAAGUGGGAGUUUUUCCUGAUGAUGGAGGACUACCCCAAGUCAGAGCUGGUGAAGUUUCCUCAGUAUUUCGGGUACAGUUUAGAGGAGAGGAUUAAGCCAAGGUAUAAGCAUGUGAAGGAGUUAGGGAUCUCACUGCUUCUGAACCAACUCCUGUCGUUGUCGGGUGAAGAUUUUGAGAAACUUUUGAGGAGGAAGCUAGAAAGGACAUCCCUUCCUGAUGAGGUUGGAACUCUCGAAUGUAACGAUCAUGAAGAUGAUUCUCAUGCAGAUCUCAACCCAUGAAGUUAUUGCGUCAAUGUUCGAUGAUUUUUCUCACCAGAACAGCUGCUCUUGCCUAACUACAAACUUUCCGUGGGCUCCACUCUUGGGGUCGAUCUUAUGUGCUGGUGGAUGAAAAGACUCCGGCGAACACUAGAGAAACAUGCACGAGUAUGUGCUGUCUUUUGUUAGACGAAUUGUGCAGGAUUCGUUUAGGUUGUCUAGUGAGAUGAGACUUGGGGUAGUAAUAGAACGAGCAAUUUGCGGGAAAUUAGUUUACCUCGAAGGCAAGUUAAUAUUGGAAUAGAAUCAUUAUCGGAUUGGAUUAAAAUAAUUCCCUGGUGUCUUGUUUAAUAUGUUGUACUUAUGAUGUGAACAAGUGAAUGAAGAUACGUUGAUUUUGCGUUUCAAAUAAUGGAGGACCCUUUUUUCUUGGGGUGUUAAUUAUGACUGAA
This is a messenger RNA of Punica granatum (pomegranate), 2191 nucleotides long. NCBI's taxonomy places the organism in Eukaryota, Viridiplantae, Streptophyta, Magnoliopsida, Myrtales, Lythraceae. The record is from RefSeq and is a predicted model, not a curated record.